AAGAAAUACAAAUAUGGUGGAAGUUGACAAUUUUUGGCGCACGCUUUGGAAUUUUUGCAUGUACCACACAUAUGAGAAUAAUUUGUAAAUUGUAGAUACAUAUUUAUACAUUAAACUACAAAAAUGGCGAUGGAAAAACUGUAUUCGAUCCGUGAUACUCACUCCCGGGCAAUCACUGCAAUCGGCUACAAUCCUGCACGAAGGGAGAUUUUGAUAGGCUGCGAAGAUGGUGUUAUUAAGAGCUAUGAAUCUGAAACAGGAAAAUUAUGUUCGGUGCAACACGAACAUAAAGGAUGGGUGACAGACUUUUUAUACUGGACUGCAGCCAAACUUAUGUUAUCUGCUGCUAAUGAUGGAGUUAUUGUAGCAUGGUCAUCUGGUGGUGGUGUUUUUGAUAUAGUUCCUAUUGGAAUACCAGUAUACUGUAUGGCUAUGAACCCAUGGAAAAAGCAAAUUGUCUGUGGUUUUAACGGUGCUAUUAGAAUCUAUGGCUUAGAUGAAAGUAAAGAGAUGGGUCACAUCAUAGAUUUGCAUCCUGUGAAUAUUUUUGAACUUCAUGAAGAUAUAGUAAGAAGUAUAAUUUGGCAGGAUUCCAAAAUAUAUUCUGCAGGUUAUGAUGGUAAAUUAAUAAAGUAUGAUAUAUCAGCUGUGAGGAGUGAAGAUGGAAAGAAUCCAAAAGUAAAUCACCAUGCUCAUGAUGCUGGAAUAUCUUGCCUAUUGAUGGCAAAAGACAACGAAAAUAACACCUGGGUAAUUUCUGGAUCAUUUGACAAAACAGCAAAGAUCUGGACUGUAGAUUUAGACUUAGUACAUCGACUGGACAACUUCAUGGCAACAGUGUCAGGAAUAUGUUAUGUACCAAGGAAUAAAACACUGUGGGUGGCAGGUGGCACAUCUUAUGCCACAUUGUUUGACCCAAAGUCAGGAGACAAAGUUUCAGAAUUUAUAGGAACAUUUCAAAAAGAGGAGGAGGAAAAAUAUUCUUUACAAGUUUUAAAGUAUUUUAAUGAAUUGAAUGAAGUUGUGGCUUGUACCAGCAGACGACAUCUGAUAGUAUGGAAGUAUAACACAUCUGGUUGUAUAACUGCAUUAAAGUGUAAAUCUCCAUUAGAAAGUUUAUGUUACACUAAAAAGGUGCCAAUAUUAAUAUUUAGUGGUGAUCAUGAGGGUGUGAUUAUGAAAUGGGAGAGAAUGCAAUCUAAUCAUUUUAUGUACAGUAAUGAACCUUACCAAAUAAGUGAUACACAGCUUAAAAAGAAGAAGAAGGCAGGCAGUAAAGCAAGGGAAUUAAUCUUAGAACAACAGCUAUCUCAAACAUCUUCAAUGAAACCAUUGGAGCCAAUCAAAGUAGAUUCUGCUAAAGUCAACUUUAGAAAUGUACAAAGUCACUAUGCUUAUAACAAACCAAAUCUCCAACAAACAACAACCCAAGAUGACCAGAAAAUUACCAUAAUGAAAGUUGUCUUUGUUGAAUAUUUAGAUUAUAUUAUAGCUGCUUCAGAGGAUAGCAAUAUUUACAUUUGGGGAUUUGAUGAUGAUGCUGUUAAGGCUUUAAAGGACAUGAAACCAGAAGAUUUGGAUAAAUUAAUCGAAAAAUAUAGUAUACUAUUAGAUCCUGACUCAGAACUUCUGCCAAAGAACAGAAAAUUCAAUGACAAUGAUUCUGUGACAAAUAGAGUGGCAGGAUUUAUAUGUAAAUCUGUAUUUGCUGAACACACUAGUUGUGUAACCAGUUUAGUUGUUGUUGGGAGAGAACAGGGGCUGGACUCCACUUAUCUGCUGAGUGGCGGUUGGGAUAGCAGAAUAUGUAUUUGGGAUUUAGAAAAAGGAAGGCUUCAUGACACCUUUAGAAACACAGCACCUGAUCCAAAGUUAGAUAAUUUAGAACUAGCUUGUGAUGGUGUUAUUAUGGAAAUGGAUUUCUCUCCUAAAUAUAAUGAAUUUGCAUAUUCAUCAUCAGAUGGUAUGGUAUAUAUCAGAAAGUUUUCAUUGGAUGGGUCAAAGAUGACCUUACAGAAUACACUGCAAGGUCAUGAAGGAGAAAUUACAUGUGUUCGAUGGAAUCCUCAUGGCAAAGGAUUCUGGGUAACUGGGUCAGAUGAUGCUACAAUCAGGAUUUGGGCUGGCCAUGGAUUAAAUAAAUGUGAGGCAAUAUUGUCAGCACAAGGUGCUGUUAGCUGUAUGUGUAUAGAUCAUCUCAAUGGAUGCAUAAUAGUUGGUGUUCAAAAUUUUAUCAGGGUAUAUGAUCCAGAAAAUUAUAGACUUGUUCAGACUAAUGAAGGGCACACAGAUUCAGUGAGAACAAUCAUGCAUAUUACAGAAAGAAAUCAGUAUGUGUCAUGUUCUUGGGACAAAACAAUUCGUGUUUGGAAUGCAUACAGAAAACCAAGGAGGAAACACAGGCCAAGCAAAAAUGGAACUAAAACUUCUAAGGACACCAUAAGUGAUAGUAGAAAAUCAUCUACAGGGUCAGAGAAAAAAGUGGGUUUUGUGGAAAGUGAAAAAGACACUGAGAAAAAGGAAGGAGAAGAGGAAAGUCAAUCAAAAGAAAAUGGACAGAUUGAUGGAGAUUAUUUUGAGGAGCAAGAAGAAAACUUAGAUGUUCUGUCUGAAUGAAGCAAUAGAUGUACGAGAACAUUUAAUUAGUAGUCAAAAUGUAAAGAAAAAAUUUAAACUUCUUAAGCACUGUGGUCGGUUGUUGUCUUUUUGACACAUUCCCUUUUUCCAUUCUCUAUUUUAGUUCCUCUUUGCUUUAUCUAAAAGUUUAAAAAUCGUCCAGAAAAGCUGAAAAUUUAUACACCUACAUAUCAUUAGAAAAGUCAGUCAAACCCAUUGCAAAUGUUUCUAUAUUGGAGAAAUAAAACAGUGAAAUAUCAAGACAGAUAUGGAGUCUUUUGUUUACUUAAGGGGACCCUAGACUUUAGGGUCAGGUCAGCGUUUGUUUCAGGUUAGGGUUAAGGGUUGGGCUAAUGUUAGGUAUUGGUUAGGGUUAGGUGUAGAAUAAGGGUUAGUUCAGUAUAUCCCUAUAUGGGCUGGAUCUCCUAAAGUAAAUAAAGACCUAUAUAUUGAUGAAAGAUGAAGAAUUUAAAAAAAUGCAUUGAAUGAAAAAAAAUAAAAAGAGUGCAUUUGAAGCAUUUUGAACUAGUCAUACUUAUUAGAAUUUUUAAUCAUUAAUCACACUUUGUUGAACAUUCACAAUAAUUUGUAACUAUGGUAAUGCAGGUCAUCUAUCAUUCUAUAAUAAUAUUAUCACUAUUAAUACAAUAACUUUUUGUUAGAACACUUUAUUACCUAACUGUGAUAUUUAAAUACUAUUUUUAUUAUAGAUAAUCUUGAAUUUUUAGCUUACUUAAAUUUUGUCAUGACAACAUAUCACAUCUUAUAGGACUUCAGUUUGCACAAUACAUUGAAUUGCAUUUAUUGGUACAAAUAAUGGUGCUCCAUACGAUAGCUUUACAUGUAGUUUAGAAUUUUAUAGCAUUUAUGAAUCAUUAUUUUUGUAGACUACUGGGCUUUUCUAGUGGGUUUGAAAAAUUGUUUAUUGUAUUUUCUUCAUUUAUGACCUUCUCCAAUAGAUUUAAAAGUUAAAUUGCAUUCCAGAUCUUUAUAUAGAAAGAGUGUGUAUGUUUUCCUACUUAAUUUUAUUUCAAACUAUUAUUUUAUUAAGUAGUUUUCAAAUAUCCAUGUUAUUUUGUCUUUAAUUGGAUAAUCUAUCAUGUCUGGUAAAUCUUUCUUCCAAACGGUUAUGUUGAUUUAGAUUUCAAACACACAUUUUACUUUAUUUUGGCAUUAUUUUGUAGGGUAUGAUCUGACCACAAGAAUAUUGACUGCUCUCAGGCAAAAAAAGAGCUAUUUGAACUAUUGCCAUUUUUAAUCAGAUUUAGUGAAGAUUUUCAAAAAUUGCUAAAUACAAAAUUUGGCACCUGUGGCACCAAAGAAUGAAGUUUUUUCUUUUUCAAAUUCACGAAUUGUGAGCCAUUUCAAAUUCCAAGCUUGUCCCUACUGCAGGGUUUUACAUAGAACUCUAUUAAAAGUACAUACAAAAUGUUUGGAAUUGUUUUAAUAUUAGUGCUAAAUUAAAAUAUUCAAACCUGAAUUUAUGUUUUUAUUGUCAUUAAUUAUGACCCAGUGACUAAUUUUUGUACAGAUACUGUGGUAUUUAUUAAGGACCUUAUAGUAUUUGUUAUAUGGCCUUACUUAUGGCAAUGCAUUUCAGGUGAAAUUAUAGGGUAAAUUGUUUUAAGCAUAUCAAAAAUAACUGUAAGGUGUUAUAUGAAUUGUUAAAAAAAAUACAUGUCUAUUCAGGCCUUAUAUAGAGAUGUGCAAUGACAACCAUGAUCCAUUACUGUGGAUUCAUUAUUAUGUAUGCGGUACCAGUUUUUGUGGAUUUCAUGGGUGUAGGAAAGCCACUAAUUUAUAUGGUCAACAAACUUUAAAUUUUCUAACAGCUUGUAUAUGUUACUUUGUCAAAUCCACAAAAAUCAAUUAAAGAAUUGAUAUGUACCAGUAAUUGUUAAAGAAAAUAUAAGUUAUUGCAGUCAUUUUACAAUAGCCUUCAUUCAACAUUUAUACUUAUUUUUAAUAUGACCAAGUAGGAACUAAUGUCAUUGAAUAAUAUUUUUUCUGCAUUACUCAAUGGUACCGCAAAUGUCAGCUUUAUAACUUUUUAAAGGAAUGUUGAUUUUUUUUAUGUUGUGCCAUUUAGUUUGAAUUGUUUUUGAGACUUUCUUGAAAUUUGUUAUCUGUUUUAUGAUUGAUUGUGAAGGGUAACAGACACUUCAGAUAAACAUUCCAAUCACAAUGUUCAACAUUCUUUCACAUUCUCCAUGAAGUGCAAUUUUUCAUGAAUUUUCAUUUUGUUUAAGAAAAACACUCUGGACACUGUUAUAUUUGUCUUAUGACUGAUCCUUGGUAUAUGUAGAAUAAGAAGCAUGCUUUGUCAAAGAACAAACUUUACCGAAUGAAUAGAGAAAGGUUUUUAUUUAUAUUUUCCGUAAUUUUAUAAGUGAUUUUUUCAAUCUAAAGCGGAAAUUUUAUGUGUGAAUUAAAAGUGUUAUCUGCAUAAAACUAUGAAAAAGAGAUGUUUUCACCAUGCCUGCUGUCAUCAACAGUAUUUGUUUGGAAAUUAUUUUUUUUUUAUUAUUUCACUGUUUGUCACCUUCAAUGAGAUAAAACGAAUUAAAAGAAGCUUUAAUAAUAUGAUUAUAGUCUUCAUACAUAAUAAUCAAAAUAUUGUGAAGAAUUAGCACCAGGACUUCCAGAUGUUUACUUUAUGAGAGUUUUUGUUAUUUGUAAAUACUAUUGUCAGGAGCAUUGCUGUGAUUCUUAUUGUUCUGUUAUUAUAUUUCAUAAUAUUUUCAUAUUUUUCUAUAUGUUGUUUUAUAAAAAUUUAAUAUUAAAAUAUUUAGAUAAUA
Messenger RNA from Mytilus californianus (California mussel), 5414 nucleotides. RefSeq lists its product as uncharacterized. The transcript is spliced from 20 exons. The record is from RefSeq and is a predicted model, not a curated record. NCBI's taxonomy places the organism in Eukaryota, Metazoa, Mollusca, Bivalvia, Mytilida, Mytilidae. Gene Ontology annotation, molecular function: protein binding. The coding region runs from base 124 to 2616 and encodes 830 amino acids.